Naumovozyma dairenensis CBS 421 is the source of this 798-nucleotide messenger RNA. RefSeq names its product Atg38p (gene ATG38). The record is from RefSeq and is a predicted model, not a curated record. NCBI's taxonomy places the organism in Eukaryota, Fungi, Ascomycota, Saccharomycetes, Saccharomycetales, Saccharomycetaceae. The coding region runs from base 1 to 798 and encodes 265 amino acids. The transcript has 2 exons.
AUGACUACUUUGAACGAUAUAUAUGAAUUGAUAGAUGAUGCUGAAGAAGAAUCUCGUAAAGGGAACAUUACAAACUCUGUACGUAAGUACAAAGAAACAGUAAAAAGUUUGGAAGAGUUAAUCAAAUCUACCAAAAGGGAGGAUAUCAAUAAUGAAAUAUUAGUUGCCUUAGAUAUGCUGAAAAAAGAUAUUUCUAAAACGAUUUGUGAAUUAGAUAAACUGCUAACGAUCCAACGGCAACAACAACAACAGCAACAACAUAAUGGACAAGUACAAGGGUUGAAUCAAAGGCCUAAUUCCAAAUCAAGUAAUGUAAGUUUCAAUCAUAGAACACCGAACAUGUUAAGUUCUCUCCUUAUGAAUCCCUCAGUUAGUAAUACAAUGAGAUAUUCAUAUAAUUUAAAUUACAAUAAUGCUAUGACAAACAGCAUGAAUAAUGCUAAUGUUGAAAGAAUUAACCCAUUCAAUGAUGUCGUUAUAAGAACUAUUACGGACAACCUGAAGAUGAAUCUUUUAGAAAGUAUCAAAGGACAAUAUCAUCUUCUUAAUGGUAACGCUAAAGAUGAACGUAAAAACGAUGAAGAUGAAUUUAUAAAACAAUUGAAUACAACUUUUGAAAGUCAGUUUGAUAUGUUCAGGAAAGAACUAGGUUUUUAUGAACAAAAGAAAUUCAGUGAAUAUGACACAAAUUUGGAUAAUUUAAUCAAAGAGAACAAGAAACUUUUGAAUCAAAUAGUUAAAUUAAGAGAGCGAUGGGAUAGUCUUGUAGAAAGUGCUAAACAGCGCCGAAAUAAGUAA